AUGGCCAAUAACCUCUGGGCUAAAAGAGCUCCGGUGACUGUACGGGACGCAAAGCAUGAGCUAUUCCAGCUCGUCUUCUCAAGUCAAACCGACCGGCAAGAAGCUCUGAAGAAGGCUCCGUGGUUUAUCGACUCCAAGAUUUUCACCUUCAAAGAAUGGGAGACGCCAUCAGAGCGUCUAUAUCAUGAUCUCGCCCGAGUCCCAUACCUGGUCCAGUUCUGGAAUCUCCCAGAGGAGUACAUAACAGUCGCACUGGGAAGGUUGCUGGCUUCACGUCUGGGCACAGUGGAGGAAGCUGGGAUGUAUGCAGUCUGGUAG
Messenger RNA from Linum trigynum, 318 nucleotides. Lineage: Eukaryota; Viridiplantae; Streptophyta; Magnoliopsida; Malpighiales; Linaceae. The record is from the annotation of a GenBank genome assembly.